AUGGGUCCAGCAUCGGGUGCUGCUCCUCUUCGUCGAGGAAAGAGAAAAGCAAUCUACCUCACGGAUGAGGACGAUACACUAGUAGUCGCGCCACCGAAGCAACUCCAUGCUUCUAUUACCUGGGACGUACGGGCUAAGGAUAUGGCCCAUCACAUGUUCUGCACCAAGUUCGUGGCUAUCAUGGACACGGCCAUCGAAUCCCAAAAGUGGGACGUGGAUAUUCAGAAGAAAUGCAUGGAGCUGAUGGGCGAGCUUCGAAUCGAUGGCCUCUAUUUGAUAGGCACCACCAAGCACGAACUGGCAAAGAUGUUUACCUACGACCCUUGCUUCAUAAGAAUCAUGAUGCUCAAAGUCUUAUUCUCACCCGAAAGGAUCAAGAGCUGCGAUUUUCUGGAAAGAGCCGUCCCGCCGAAGUAUCCAGGAUGGGAUUAUACCAAGGACCUCUACCCACCCUUACAAUAUCCCACAGGUCAGCACGCAGAAAAGGAGCUCGAAGCCAUUAGAGAGAGCAUCCAAGGCGUGGCAAACUGGAAGAUGUUACCGCAACAGAAGGCACCGCCUCGAAGGGAACGAAGACCAGAAAAAUGGAUCGACCAGCCCCUGGGAAAGAUCAAAAUUGAGACAACAUUCGAUUUCGAGGAAGAGACCCGGGGAUCUACUCGCAAACAUCAAAUAACAGGCUAG
Clonostachys solani is the source of this 684-nucleotide messenger RNA. NCBI's taxonomy places the organism in Eukaryota, Fungi, Ascomycota, Sordariomycetes, Hypocreales, Bionectriaceae. The record is from the annotation of a GenBank genome assembly.